This is a messenger RNA of Entrophospora sp. SA101, 972 nucleotides long. The record is from the annotation of a GenBank genome assembly. Lineage: Eukaryota; Fungi; Glomeromycota; Glomeromycetes; Entrophosporales; Entrophosporaceae.
AUGUUUAAAUCUUCAUUAAAUCGAUCAAUUAGAUGUAGAAGCCUACAUACUAAGAUAGUAGAUGGAUUUCUUGGAGCUAUUGGAAAUACGCCAUUAGUAAAAACUGGAUCAGAAAUUUUGGCCAAAGCAGAAUUUAUGAAUCCUGGCGGAUCGGUUAAAGAUAGAGCUGCUUUAUAUGUUGUUAAAGAGGCAGAAGAAAAAGGUUUAUUGAAGCCUGGUGGUACAGUGGUCGAAGGGACAGCUGGUAAUACUGGCAUUGGACUUGCACACGUUUGUAGAUCAAAAGGUUACAAAUGUGUGAUUUAUAUGCCAAACACACAAAGUCAAGAAAAGAUUGAUUUGUUAAGAAUGUUGGGCGCUGAAGUUUAUCCAGUACCAGCUGUAGCAUAUGACAACCCUGAUAAUUAUAAUCAUCAAGCAAAACGACAUGCAGAAAAGAUACCGAAUGCUGCAUGGACCAAUCAAUUUGACAAUAUAGCAAAUCGGAAAGCACACAUUGAGACAACCGGGCCAGAGAUAUGGCAACAGACAGAGGGAGAAGGUAAAAAAUUGGAUGGAUUUGUGUGUUCGACUGGUACAGGUGGUACGCUGGCAGGUAUCGCUAGUUAUUUGAAAUCAAAAAACCCCUCAAUAAAAAUAUUUUUGGCCGAUCCACCUGGGUCAAUAUUAUAUAAUUAUUUUAAAAGUGGUGGGAAACUUCUUGGCGAGAGAAGUGGCAGUUCAAUAACUGAAGGGAUUGGACAGGGGCGUAUAACUGAAAAUUUGAAACAAGACGUUCAUCUGAUUGAUGACGCAUUGUUCAUACCUGAUGAAAAAUCUAUUGAGAUGGUUUAUCGAUUGUUGGAUGAGGAGGGGUUAUACAUGGGUGCCUCAACUGCAUUAAAUGUUGUUUCCGCAGUAAAAGAAUUGUUACCAUAUUAUGUGAUGGUGCAUACAGAUAUCAAACAAGAUUAUUCAGUAGGAAAUGGCUAG